Schistocerca americana (American grasshopper) is the source of this 1321-nucleotide messenger RNA. Its product is annotated as developmentally-regulated GTP-binding protein 2. Gene Ontology annotation, biological process: cytoplasmic translation. The record is from RefSeq and is a predicted model, not a curated record. The transcript has 8 exons. NCBI's taxonomy places the organism in Eukaryota, Metazoa, Arthropoda, Insecta, Orthoptera, Acrididae. Gene Ontology annotation, molecular function: GTPase activity; GTP binding. Gene Ontology annotation, cellular component: cytoplasm. The coding region runs from base 100 to 1191 and encodes 363 amino acids.
AACUUCAGAAGUCAUAUCUUUGGAAGGUACACAUUGCGAUGUAGAUGGUGUGGUGGUAAAGUAAAUAAACUAGUGUGGUUAGUGACACGGGUAUACAACAUGGGUAUUUUGGAAAAGAUAUCGGAAAUUGAGAAAGAGAUCGCCAGAACCCAAAAAAACAAAGCAACUGAAUAUCAUCUUGGUUUGCUGAAAGCGAAACUAGCUAAAUACAGGUCACAACUUCUUGAACCACCAAAAAAAUCAGAGAAAGGUGAAGGUUUCGAUGUAUUAAAAUCGGGCGAUGCUCGUGUUGCCUUGAUAGGAUUCCCUUCAGUUGGAAAGUCUACUCUUCUCAGCACACUAACAACUACACAGAGUGAAACUGCUUCGUAUGAAUUCACAACUCUUACUUGUAUACCUGGAGUUAUUGAAUACAAAGGUGCAAACAUCCAACUCCUGGAUUUGCCAGGUAUCAUAGAAGGAGCUUCGCAAGGCAAAGGAAGAGGACGGCAGGUGAUUGCUGUAGCUCGAACUGCAGAUUUAGUCAUGAUGAUGCUUGAUGCAACCAAGCAGGAUGUUCAAAGGGUCCUGCUGGAAAAGGAACUGGAAAGUGUUGGCAUCCGAUUGAACAAGAAGAAACCAAAUAUAUAUUUCAAGGUGAAGAAAGGUGGUGGCCUGUCGUUUAACUCUACUUGUCCUCUUACACGAGUGGAUGAGAAACUUGUGCAGAUGAUUUUACACGAGUAUAAGAUAUUCAAUGCUGAAGUUCUGUUUAGGGAAGACUGUACACCAGAUGAACUGAUUGAUGUUAUAAGUGCUAACAGAGUCUACAUGCCAUGCCUUUAUGUUUAUAAUAAAAUAGAUCAGAUAUCAAUAGAAGAAGUAGACCGAAUUGCUAGACAACCGAAUAGUGUUGUCGUGAGUUGCAAUAUGAAGCUAAAUCUGGAUUACCUAUUGGAGAAACUGUGGGAGUAUCUGUCUUUGAUUCGUGUGUACACUAAGAAGCCUGGUGAACCUCCAGACUUUGAUGAUGGCCUUAUUUUAAGAAAAGGUGUUACUGUUGAGCAUGUUUGCCACGCUAUUCAUCGUACAUUGGCUGCUGCAUUCAAAUAUGCACUUGUUUGGGGGACAAGUACAAAAUAUUCUCCACAGCGUGUUGGUUUGCAUCAUGUUAUGCAUGAUGAAGAUGUUAUACAAGUUGUAAAGAAAUAAUUAUGCGUGUGUGAAGUAAAAGGAUCCCAAGAGAUACUCAGUGCUUCCAUUAAGAGCAAAACCUAACCAUUUGGCAAGAGAUGUAUUUUACUUCUGUAACAAGAGAUUAAAUAAAGUUAUCAAAACAAUA